AUGCCACCCAAAUCCACCCUUACCCAGCGCGACGUCGAGGUCCUUGCAGCCGCCUUCCAGUGCCAGAAGACGACUGUUCUACAACACAAAUCCCAUUGCCAACUCCUAUCUCCUCACUUAUCACAUCCAAAUCUUGUUCUCGAGACGGACAGACUGACCACAACACCCUUCACACAGAUCGACUGGGACAAACUCGCCGUCAAGGUCGGCUACAAGAAUGCCCAAUCCGCUCGUGCCUGCUUCCAAGAGACCAAGAAGAGAAUGCGUGCCAUGAACGACAACGCCGACGACGAAAACGCGCAAACACCUCUCUUCCCCUCCGACUCCUCCUCCGCCACCCUCGCCGGCUCUUCUCCAAUCCAAAACACCGAUGACGGCGAAACCACCCUACCCCCAAAGAAGAAGUCCAAAGCCAGAGGCACAAAAGCAAAGAAACCCGUCAUCAGCACCCCAGAGACCGAAGAAGAUGUGCACAAUGCAAAGGCCAUUGCCGCAGGCAGAGCCAGAUAUGCUGCCGACAAACUUGCUGCCGAGGUCAAGAAGGAGGAGGUUGAUGAUGAAGAUGAGGAGCCUGUGGGUAUGAACAUUGAUUCUGGAGAGGAUGAGGGAUUGACUGCGUAUGAGUUGGUCAAGAACGAGGUUUUUGGCGAGGGCGUUGAGAUUUGA
This is a messenger RNA of Aureobasidium uvarum, 666 nucleotides long. The record is from the annotation of a GenBank genome assembly. Lineage: Eukaryota; Fungi; Ascomycota; Dothideomycetes; Dothideales; Saccotheciaceae.